Anisakis simplex (herring worm) is the source of this 249-nucleotide messenger RNA. NCBI's taxonomy places the organism in Eukaryota, Metazoa, Nematoda, Chromadorea, Rhabditida, Anisakidae. The record is from the annotation of a GenBank genome assembly.
AUGAAAUUAGAUCGCACGACAUCUGUUUUGCAGUUAACACUGGAAGCUUUGGAACGUUUGUUGAACGUGGUCGAUGAGACAAAGCAAGCACCUUCAAUAAUUGCUUCAUUUGAAAAGAUUCGAAACGUGUUGCUGUCGCAGAAGGAUGUGCUCGAGGAGAUUUAUCGUCAGAGUAAACGUGAAGGAUACCAACGUGUUAGGAAGGUAUUUGCUUUGAGCAAGUCAUCGCCCUAUUCUAUGAAGACUUGA